AUGGGCCCUCAGGCCGGGAGGUGCGGGUGGGUGCAGGGGGGCGCCCGGGUCAGCGGGGCCGUGACUGAGUCCCGCACGCUGUACCCACAGCAGGAGCUCAUCGAGAGCCUCGGCCGCAAGCUGCAGGUGCUGCGGGAGGCACGGGAGAGCCUGCUGGAGGACGUGCAGGCCAACAGCGCGCUGGGUGACGAGGUGGAGGCCCUGGUCAAGGCCGUGUGCAAGCCCAACGAGUUUGACAAGUUCCGCAUGUUCAUCGGGGACCUCGACAAGGUGGUGAACCUCCUGCUGUCGCUCUCCGGCCGCCUGGCCCGCGUGGAGAACGCCCUCAACAACCUGGACGACAGCACGCCUCCGGGCGAUCGGCAAUCCCUGCUCGAGAAGCAGCGCGUCCUGAUCCAGCAGCACGAGGACGCCAGGGAGCUGAAGGAGAACCUGGACCGCCGGGAGGGCAUCGUCUUCGACAUCCUGGCCAGCUACCUGGGCCCCGAGAGCCUGGCGGACUACGAGCACUUCGUCAAGAUGAAGUCGGCGCUCAUCAUCGAGCAGCGCGAGUUGGAAGACAAAAUACACCUGGGUGAGGAGCAGCUGAAGUGCCUAUUGGACAGCCUGCAGCCGGAGAGAGGCAAAUGAAGGCGCACCCAAACCCCAUCCCACCCGGCCCUCCCCGGAGAAGGAGGACGACGCGGAUGGGGUUGGCGGAGUCAUCAGCUCCGGUCCUGUGGAUGCCGCUGAAAACCGUAGCCUGUAUUUACGUCCUGUCGUUGGGGGUCGGGGGAGGGGGGUGUCCUCUCACGGCCAGGUCGCGGUCAGCAAAGUAAUAACUUAUAUGUGUGCGUUUGGGAUGAGUUCUUUAAUUCUUAGGUUCCCUUUUGGAAUGCUGAGCAGAGCGGCUCCCCCCUCCCCUUUGCCGCGGUGGCCCGACAGCGUCCCCACGUGGCGCCGGGGCUGGGGUGCGCCCUGCGCGCGUACGCACUGGGGUCACCCCUGUGGUCUCCACCGGCCUUGCGUGCGGACGCUGAACCCCGUCCUCCACGCGGGCAGGAACGAUCGCGUCUCUAAAGAAGGUGCAUGUGGGUCAGGGGUGGGGAGUCGCCUGGUGCACGAGCUGUCCCAUGGAUCGCAGGAGGCGCCGGGGCUGGGGUGUGCCCUGCGCGCGUACGCACUGGGGUCACCCCCGUGGUCUUCACCGGCCUUGCGUGCGGACGCUGAACCCCGUCCUCCGCGCGGGCAGGAGCGAUCGCGUCUCUAGAGAAGGUGCAUGUGGGUCGGGGGUGGGGAGUCGCCUGGUGCACGAGCUGUCCCGUGGAUCGCGGGAGGCGCCGGGGCUGGGGUGCGCCCUGCGCGCGUACGCACUGGGGUCACCCCCAUGGUCUCUAACCGGCCUUGCGUGUGGACGCUGAACCCCGUCCUCCACGCGGGCAGGAACGAUCGCGUCUCUAAAGAAGGUGCAUGUGGGUCGGGGGUGGGGAGUCGCCUGGUGCACGAGCUGUCCCGUGGAUCGCGGGAGGCGCCGGGGCUGGGGUGUGCCCUGCGCGCGUACGCACUGGGGUCACCCCCGUGGUCUUCACUGGCCUUGCGUGCGGACGCUGAACCCCGUCCUCCGCGCGGGCAGGAGCGAUCGCGUCUCUAGAGAAGGUGCAUGUGGGUCGGGGGUGGGGAGUCGCCUGGUGCACGAGCUGUCCCGUGGAUCGCGGGAGGCGCCUGCCGGCUGUGCUCGCCGUGCGUCCGGAAGUGUUGCGCCAUUCGUUCUGUCUGUCCUCUAAGGAUGACCCCGACCCAGCAAAAAAAAAAAUCAUGAGGAUGAGUAUUAUUUAUUAAUGUGUUAGAAAGAGAAUAGUUAUCCAUGCGGUUUAAAGACCAGCGGUGAAAUGACGAGCUUUCAGCGUGCUGGGUUCACUCAUGGUGAAAUCGCCACUUGCACAGUGUACAUGCUUUAAGGCGCAGGCAGAAGGGACAUACUGGUUUUUGUUCUUCUGGAAUGACACCCGCGUGCAAAUGGUAUUUUUCCUGCAAAGUGAGAUUACGUGGCUGAAAGUGUGUCCGGAAGAUAGGUGCUUGCGAGUUUUGUUUUGAUUUUUUUUCCUUAAGGCCCCUGAGAUAUUUUCCUCAUUUACUUUCCCCUCCGCGCUCCCCCUCCCGCCCCCCCAAGAACAUUUCUUUGGUGUGUAUAUGAUUGUGGAUUAUAACUGGCAGCUCCUCUCUUUUUGCUUCUCUGGAUUAAUUAUUGGCAGUGUCAAGGCCACCUCCUCUAAGAACCCGUGGUUCUGGCUUUCCAGAGGUCCAGGUGGACCAUACGACUCCCAGACCUGGUCUUUCUCUGCCACAGAGUUGACCACCGUCUGUUGCCCGUUUUGUCGUUUGAUAUUGCAAGGUGGUCGAGAGAGUCUGUUCACUAGAAAACACUGUCGGGCUGUUGUUUUCCAGUGGCCGAGUCACGACUAGAAGAUAUCUUGCAGAUCCCGUGUGCUGCAUUUGCAUCCACAAUGUAUAAAGAUCUUUCCAAGUUAACAGCAUGAAAACAGACAGCCCAGUUAAAACAUGAGCCAGAGUCUUAAAUAGACAGUUCACCAAAGAGGCUAUGUGCAUGUCAGUGGGCAUAUAGGUGUUUAGCCCCUCGUGGCUUGGUUCUCACGGUCUGAUUUUUAACCCGAUUGUCUGUGUUCCGUCCCAGUUGGGUGAGAUGCCUGCAUAAUGGUGGUAGAAGCCCUAAGAUAACUUCAUUUCGGGGUGAUAUUCAGAGGUCAGAUCAUGUUACUCCUUGUUUCCUCUUAUGCCUGGGAAACGAGUUUUCUGACAGAUGGGGAGAUAGCCCUGUCACCGGUGACCGGCGCCUUACCAAAGACAGAAGCACACAAUGUCUUUAAUAUUAAAGGACACUACUCCACACCCACAGAGCCGGGAGGACAAGCUGGACUGGCCCCGGUGAUAUCUCUGCAGCCCUGGUGGGAACCGACCUGGCAGGCUUCAGUGAUGCCGGCAAUAAACAUUCCUUUGGCAGCCCACCCACGCCAGAGAGAAGGGCCUUUUUCUGCACUUUUUAUUCUUCUUAAAUUAAGCUGUUCCUGACUUGAAAAACCCCUCUUCUGCCAGUGAAGCGUCGUCCUCCUCCCCACGUGCUACGGUCACUUGCUGUGAAAAUGGGUCAUGGUGGAAAAGAUAAAGCUGGCUGUCCACGGAUCCCCCGCCCCGCCUUUCUCCCUUGGGGCAACAACCACAGUGAUGUCAGUGUGUUUUGAUUUUCAGAAAGCUUUUAUCUGUGAAUCUUGCCCUUCUCAUACAGUAUUGUGAUCAUUUUGAUGAUACGUCUGUAAAAUGUGAAAAUAGAGUUUAUGCCUGUAUCCAGCUUUUCGGUGUCUUUUGAGAACAUUGUCUUCUACACAGCAAUACACAGGGCUCUGGUAUCCUUUAAACGAAGCCCAUAGAAUCACAAUGGUCCUGUCUGUUUCUCCAUCUGCCUCAUAAAUGUCUGGUUGGCGGGGACCCAAAGAUUGCAGUGAGUCAGUGUGUACAACUUUGUAUAUAACUAUAUUACUGCACAUACAAUCUGGUGCUAACCUUUCUCCCAUGGCAUUCCUGGGUGGUGGCUGAUGGCUCACCCUGGGUCAUCACUCAGCUGAGAUGUGCUCUCUGUAUCUUGAGGUUGCAGUCAGGGGCCUUGCCGGAUACUUUGAUCAUGCCUUCCACCGUGGAAGAUUUGUACCGAUUUCAUGCUCAACACUUAACACUUACCUCUCAACAGAUCAUCCUGCUUGACCUUAAUAAAAUAAAUGAUAUCUUUCAGUGAA
Molecule: messenger RNA, 3785 nt
Organism: Dama dama (fallow deer)
Lineage: Eukaryota; Metazoa; Chordata; Mammalia; Artiodactyla; Cervidae
Product: protein Shroom2-like
Exons: 2
Coding region: 1-630 (209 amino acids)
Biological process (GO): actin filament organization
Cellular component (GO): apical junction complex; cortical actin cytoskeleton; adherens junction
Molecular function (GO): actin filament binding
Source: RefSeq, a predicted model, not a curated record